Hemiscyllium ocellatum (epaulette shark) is the source of this 1314-nucleotide messenger RNA. Its product is annotated as paired box protein Pax-6. Lineage: Eukaryota; Metazoa; Chordata; Chondrichthyes; Orectolobiformes; Hemiscylliidae. Gene Ontology annotation, molecular function: DNA-binding transcription factor activity, RNA polymerase II-specific; RNA polymerase II cis-regulatory region sequence-specific DNA binding. The transcript has 11 exons. The record is from RefSeq and is a predicted model, not a curated record. Gene Ontology annotation, biological process: regulation of transcription by RNA polymerase II; anatomical structure development. Bases 1 to 1314 code for a protein of 437 amino acids.
AUGCCUCAUAAAGGUCACAGUGGAGUGAACCAGCUCGGCGGAGUGUUUGUUAAUGGUCGACCAUUGCCUGAUUCGACGAGACAGAAAAUUGUGGAACUUGCUCAUAGCGGAGCCAGGCCCUGCGAUAUAUCAAGGAUUCUCCAGACCCAUGCUGAUGCAAAAGUCCAAGUAGUGGAUAAUCGAAAAGUGUCUAACGGCUGUGUCAGCAAAAUCCUGGGCAGGUAUUAUGAAACUGGAUCCAUCAGACCCAGGGCAAUCGGAGGGAGUAAACCAAGGGUAGCCACUCCUGAGGUUGUGUCCAAGAUCGCUCAGUACAAACGCGAGUGCCCGUCGAUCUUUGCUUGGGAAAUUCGAGACAGAUUGCUCUCUGAGGGGGUCUGUACUAACGACAAUAUACCAAGUGUGUCAUCGAUUAACCGAGUCCUUCGCAACCUGGCUAGCGAAAAGCAACAGAUGGGAGCAGAUGGGAUGUAUGAUAAGCUGAGGAUGCUGAACGGUCAGACAGGUGCAUGGGGUACCCGGCCAGGCUGGUAUCCGGGCAGUUCGGUGCCAGGACAGCCCAACCAAGAUGGCUGUCAGCAACAGGAAGGAGGCGGUGAAAAUACGAACUCCAUCAACUCAAAUAGCGACGAUUCAGACGAAGCACAGAUGAGGCUCCAACUCAAAAGGAAACUGCAGAGAAACAGAACAUCUUUCACUCAGGAGCAGAUCGAGGCCCUGGAGAAAGAAUUCGAAAGAACUCAUUAUCCUGAUGUGUUUGCCAGAGAACGGUUGGCGGCCAAAAUAGAUCUCCCGGAAGCUAGGAUACAGGUUUGGUUUUCCAACAGAAGAGCAAAGUGGAGGCGGGAGGAAAAACUGAGGAACCAGAGACGACAAGCUAGCAAUACCCCGAGCCACAUCCCCAUUAGCAGCAGCUUCAGUACCAGUGUUUAUCAGCCCAUCCCACAGCCCACAACUCCCGUUUCCUCUUUUGCCACAGGUGCAAUGCUGGGUCGGGCAGACACAUCCCUUACAAACACUUACAGCGCGCUCCCACCGAUGCCCAGUUUCAGCAUGGCAAACAACCUGUCUAUGCAAUCGCCAGUGUCCAGCCAAACGCCGUCUUAUUCCUGUAUGCUGCCCAACAGUCCGUCAGUUAAUGGACGCAGUUAUGACACGUACACGCCGCCUCAUAUGCAGUCACAUAUGAACCCUCAGUCCAUGGGCACCUCGGGGGCCACAUCCACAGGACUUAUCUCCCCUGGAGUGUCUGUGCCUGUUCAAGUGCCAGGAAGCGAACCGGACAUGUCUCAGUACUGGCCCCGAUUGCAGUAA